AUGCCGCGCUCCUUCCUGGUGAAAACGCACUCCAGCCACAGGGUUCCCAACUACAGGCAGCUGGAGACGCAGAGAGAGAUCAAUGGUGCCUGUUCUGCCUGCAGGGGGCUGGUGGUGCCCCUCCUCCUCCCAGAUAAAGCAGCCUCGUCCACACCUGGUGACCCUCCCUGGCCCUGGGGCUGCACCUCUGUCAUGGCCCGCAUCUCGCUGCCCCUUCCCCACCACGAGGAAGCGUGGGGGGCCUCCGGGCCAGACCCCCUGCAGGUCGGCCCCGUGCACCCUUGGGCCGGCUGGGCCCCCAGCGUGCCCCUCAAAGACAGCCUGAACCAGCUCAACCUGCCCCCGCGGCUGCUGCUGGCCACACGGUGGCCCCCGAUCCCGGGCCCCGCCGGGGACCAGGCCACAGACAGACUGCCGGGGGGCGCGGUGCGGGCCCCCCGCGGCCCCGGCGGCUUCCAGUGCCCGCACUGCCACAAGCCCUACCACACGCUGGCCGGGCUGGCCAGGCACCGCGAGCUGCACUGCUGGCUACGGACGCCACGCUGCUUCCCCUGCAAACACUGCGACAAGGAGUACAGCAGCCUGGGCGCCCUCAAGAUGCACAUCCGCACGCACACACUGCCCUGCCCCUGCGCCAUCUGCGGCAAGGCCUUCUCCAGGCCCUGGCUGCUCCGCGGCCACAUCCGCACCCACACAGGUGAGAAGCCCUACACCUGCUCUCACUGCAGCAGGGCCUUUGCCGACCGCUCCAAUCUCCGGGCCCACCUGCAAACACACUCCGACACCAAGAAGUACCAGUGUAAGAGCUGUGCCAAGACCUUCUCCCGCAUGUCGCUCCUGGCACGCCACGAGGAGUCCGGCUGCUGCCCCGGCCCCUGA
This is a messenger RNA of Neomonachus schauinslandi (Hawaiian monk seal), 879 nucleotides long. RefSeq names its product snail family transcriptional repressor 3 (gene SNAI3). The transcript has 3 exons. NCBI's taxonomy places the organism in Eukaryota, Metazoa, Chordata, Mammalia, Carnivora, Phocidae. Bases 1 to 879 code for a protein of 292 amino acids. Gene Ontology annotation, molecular function: DNA-binding transcription factor activity, RNA polymerase II-specific; copper ion binding; RNA polymerase II cis-regulatory region sequence-specific DNA binding. Gene Ontology annotation, biological process: regulation of DNA-templated transcription. The record is from RefSeq and is a predicted model, not a curated record.